AUGGCGACUGAGACUCAGACUAAGAUGAAAGCCCUCCACUAUGACGGGCCUUUCAAGGUCGCGGUCAGGGAGAUCGAGACCCCUUCCAUCCAGCAUCCGGAUGACUGUAUCAUCAAGGUGACAACUGCGUGCAUUUGCGGAUCCGAUCUGCAUAUGUAUCAGGGUCGUACGGCCGCCGAGUCUGGAUUAGUGUUCGGCCAUGAGAACAUGGGCAUCAUCACCGAAAUCGGACCAGGCGUGACGCUGCUGAAGAAGGGCGAUCGCAUCGUGCUGCCCUUCAACGUUGCAGAUGGCAGGUGUCGGAAUUGCGAGGAGGGCAAGACGGCCUUCUGCACCGGAGUCAAUCCAGGCUUUGCUGGUGGUGCGUACGGUUACGUCGCCAUGGGACCGUACCAAGGUGGUCAAGCACAGUAUCUUCGAGUGCCAUACGCGGACUUCAAUGCACUCAAGCUGCCUCCAGGAACCGAGCAUGAGGCGGACUUUGCGCUUCUUGCCGACAUUUUUCCGACAGGCUGGCACGGUCUUGUCCUCGCUGGCUUCCAAGCUGGCGAAAGCGUAGCAGUCUUUGGUGCCGGGCCUGUAGGCUUGAUGGCUGCAUACUCCGGCGUGAUUCGAGGCGCAAGCCGGGUGUUCGUGGUUGACCAGGUCAAGGAGCGACUGGAUGCGGCGAAGAAGAUCGGUUGCAUUCCGAUCAACUUCACUGAAGGCGAUCCUGUAGAGCAAAUCAUCAAGGCAAACGAUGGCAUGGUCGAUCGGGCGGUUGAUGCUGUCGGCUAUCAGGCUGUUGACAAAGGUGGGAAAAAGGAGCAGCCGAAUGUCGUUUUGGAUCAACUUAUUAUGGUUACCAGGCCUACAGGUGGACUUGGUAUCCCAGGGCUCUAUGUGCCGUCUGAUCCUGGGGCACCAGACGAGCAGAGCGGAAAGGGCCAGAUCCUGCUUUCUUUUGGCAAACUGUUCGAGAAAGGUCUAAGCCUUGGCACCGGUCAAUGCAACGUCAAGGCGUACAAUCGUUAUCUGCGCGAUCUUAUCAUCUCUGGCCGUGCCAAGCCGUCCUUCGUAGUGUCCCACGAGGUCAGCCUAGAUGAAGCGCCGGACGCUUACGAUAAGUUUGACCGGAGAGUGGAUGGGUAUACCAAAGUUUUGUUGCAUCCGAAUGGUUCCUUGUCGUAG
Molecule: messenger RNA, 1170 nt
Organism: Baudoinia panamericana UAMH 10762
Lineage: Eukaryota; Fungi; Ascomycota; Dothideomycetes; Mycosphaerellales; Teratosphaeriaceae
Exons: 8
Coding region: 1-1170 (389 amino acids)
Molecular function (GO): zinc ion binding; oxidoreductase activity
Source: RefSeq, a predicted model, not a curated record